Messenger RNA from Python bivittatus (Burmese python), 989 nucleotides. The record is from RefSeq and is a predicted model, not a curated record. NCBI's taxonomy places the organism in Eukaryota, Metazoa, Chordata, Lepidosauria, Squamata, Pythonidae.
GCAGCGAGCUGCAGCUCGGCGGGGGCCGGAGGCUGCUGCCCCCGCCACGGCUCCCUCCACCUCGUCUUCCCCACCGGGCACUUGGUGCGCCGUUUCCCUUGAGCCUGUCUCUCGCUUGCGUCUGAAGGGAGUCCCCCACGCUUCUUCCACGGCGCUUUGUUCCUAACCCAACCCCGCGCUCGCCGCCUUGCUCGCGGCUCUCUACCCGGUGUCUUCUUGGUUCCGCCCGGACUUUGCCUUGUCAUGUCAAGAUGGAAGGCAGGAGCGACUGGCUCGCCUCCGCGACCCGCCCUGAGGGCUUCGAGCAGAUGAAGCUGAAGAACAGACCCCGGGAGCCCUCGCCUAGCCUGACCAAAGUGGGCUCCAACUUCUACAGCUCCGUCAAGCAGCAGGACUACAGUGCCAGCGUCUGGUUGAGAAGGAAAGACAAAUUGGAGCAUUCCCAGCAAAAAUGCAUUGUGAUUUUUGCACUGGUUUGCUGCUUUGCAAUUCUGGUUGCACUGAUAUUUUCAGCUGUGGAUAUUGUGGGGGAAGAUGAAUAUGGACUCUCAGAAAAAAACUGUCAAAAUAACUGUCGAGUUGCUCUUGUGGAAAAUAUUCCUGAAGGCAUUAACUAUUCAGACAGUGCACCAUCCCAUUUGUCUCUUUUCCAAGGGUGGAUGAAUUUACUUAAUAUGGCUAAAACAUCUGUUGACAUAGUGUCUUCCCAAUGGAACCUCAGUCACAGUCAUCCAACUGCAUGGCAGGGACAACACAUUUUUGAAAAAUUGGAAGAAUUAUUGUCCCAAAAUAUUGAAAUCAAAUUAGUGAGUGAUGUUCUUCACAAGAAGUCCAAAUUAUUAAAUGACUUGGAAAAAAAGGGUGCAGAGGUGAUAUAUAUAAAUUUAACCGCUUAUAAUGAUGGUCAUUUGCAGUCAUCAUUCUGGAUUGUGGAUAAACAACAUGUGUACAUCGGAAGUGCCAGUUUAGAUUGGAGUUCACUGGGACAG